UCGGACGGGAGCCAGCACAGUUGGGACUUGGCUCCGUGUGCAGCUGCCCGGAGCCUGCAGCCAUGUCGGUGCUAGAAGACAGCCGGCCAUUCGCCCAGCAGUUAUCCAAUGUCUACUUCACGAUCCUUUCCCUGUUCUGCUUUAAGCUUUUUGUGAAAAUCAGCCUGGCGAUCCUCAGUCACUUCUACAUCGUGAAAGGCAACCGCAAGGAGGCGGCCAGGAUAGCCGCGGAGUUUUACGGAGUGACCCAAGGACAAGGUGCCUGGGCAGACCGCUCGCCGCUGCACGAGGCAGCGAGUCAAGGCCGCCUGCUGGCUCUUCGGACACUGUUGUCACAGGGUUACAGAGUAACUGCAGUAACCAUAGACCAUGUCACCCCGUUGCACGAAGCCUGUCUUGGCGACCAUGUGGCGUGUGCCCGGACUCUUCUGGAAGCUGGAGCCAAUGUGAACGCGCUCACCAUCGACGGCGUGAGCCCGCUGUUCAACGCCUGCUCGAGGGGCAGCACCAGCUGCACGGAGCUGCUCCUGGAGUACGGGGCGCGGCCGCAGCUGGAGGCCUGCCUCCCUUCCCCCACCCACGAGGCCGCCAGCAAAGGUCACCAUGAAUGUCUAGAAACACUGAUAUCCUGGGGCAUCGAUGUGGACCAGGACAUCCCUCACCUGGGGACUCCGCUGUACGUGGCCUGCGUGUCACAGCAAUUCCACUGCAUCCGAAAGCUUCUCUACGCUGGCGCCGAUGUGCAGAAAGGCAAAUACUGGGACACACCCUUACACGCUGCUGCCCAACAGCCCAGCACGGAAAUUGUCAGCUUGCUGCUAGAGUUCGGGGCGGACACCAACGCCAAGAACACAGAGCUCCUGCGGCCUGUGGACGUGGCCGCGUCCAGCAGUCUGGUGGAGAGGUUGUUGCUGCAACGUGAAGUCACCCCAAGCUCCCUUUACCAGCUCUGCCGACUCUGCAUCCGAAAGCGCCUCGGAAGACACCGGCUGCACCUCAUCCCCCAGCUCCAGCUGCCCACCUUACUGCAGAAUUUCUUACAGUACCGAUAAAGCAGUGCAAUCAGUCUCAGUGUUCAGAACACCCAAAGUGUCCACUUCAUCUGCGUAGUGCAUAUUUCAUAUUAAAAUAUGCCAAAGGUAGGGUGUAAGUGAGUCUGACAACACCCAGUGAGAGAUCAGUUUCACUUCUGUGUAUACGAGUGGGUACUACUGUUUCAUGCAUUGUUGCUGUUUUUGGACAUAGUAUAUUUAAAAUAACUAUAUAUCGUUAUUUCCCAGAUCCCCUUUUGUUGAUUUAGGAAACAAAGCAGCCAUUCUCCAUUUUAUGUGUUUUAGAGUGUAAAGGAAAGAUGUGAACUCGAAUGAGAAUUAUUCAUAUAUUGUAUUUUGAAAGGUCCGUAUUCUUCCAAUAAUGCGUUAACCUUUCAGUGUGGGUCAUUGUAAUUGAUUCUGAUUUGUGUUGGGUACAAAGUUUGCGUGUGGUUUAGAAAAGGGCAGCUACUCUCCGUUCUGAAGUCGAGAAAACUCAGGAAACCGCAGAGUGAUCGCUUCCUAGAGCAAAGGCAGGUGACCCUGUCCUCGCGGAGAUGUCACCGACACCCCUCCGCCGUCAGUGGCCCUGGUCCAGAAAUGGAAGGACCGAAGUUGCCACCACUGCCCUCCCACCCUGCGCUGUGAGGACCUUGAGAACCUGCGGAGGCUAUUUUAAGACUUCCUGCUGCCCCAGGGUGCCUCCGAAGGUCUCCACUGUUCUACACAUCGCUCCGGCCGUCUCCCAUUUCAGAAGCUGUCAGCAGCUGGUGAUACCUGGACUGAGGAAUACGGACUUCAUAUCUGCUUGAUCAAGAAACCCUGGUCACACCUCGGGAAUCAGGGCAGUCCAAGGCUGUAGACAAUGGAAGAUCAAAAACUUAAAUUGUGGAGGCACCACAUAGCAAAUUUAGGGACCUUAAAAAUGUACCCUACGUAUAGACAUGAAUAGUGGUGUUUCUCGUCCUUCUUACUCAAGGCAAGGGUUUGGCGCACACUGUAUUGGCAAGGGAGUGCUGAUCAAAGAAGGUAUUCCUAAAAUCGUGUCCUCUGCAGGGGUUAAUACUGUGUCUGUUCUCCUGCCUAACCAUGCUUGACUGCAAUUUACAACACAAUAAAACCACUUUAACCCCCCUUUGUAAAUUAGCCCAGAUUUUAGUCUAUUAUGAAUUUAAAAUGAGAUGAUCAAGACACUUACCACACUGUGUAAAGUAGAAGAAAAUAUUUUGAUGAGUUUUUGAAAUUUUGAUAAAAUAAUAUGACUACUAUUUUAACAACUCAGAGGCCUAUUUUCCUUUCUUAGUUCUUGACUGACUUCCAGAGACCCAUGGGAAAUAAACCAUUAUUGUACGUAAUUCCAAAGUCACUAAGAUUGCAUUUUAAAAAAAAUCAUUUGUUUAGAUUUUCAAAAACAGAGAAGGCUGCUGCAUGUUUGUUGAAAUGAUUCCUACGUGGCUAGAGACUUAAAUGCAUCUGUUUUACUGAAAUGUCUCUAAAAAAAUGUGCAAUGUCUGCAUAAAUGAUUUUGAUUGUAGAGUAACUUCCUUAAAUAUUAUUAGUAUUAAAACUGCUUUUUUUUUUUCUUUAUUGAUUUUAGAGAGAGAG
Molecule: messenger RNA, 2636 nt
Organism: Molossus molossus (Pallas's mastiff bat)
Lineage: Eukaryota; Metazoa; Chordata; Mammalia; Chiroptera; Molossidae
Gene: ASB5
Product: ankyrin repeat and SOCS box containing 5
Exons: 7
Coding region: 63-1052 (329 amino acids)
Biological process (GO): intracellular signal transduction; protein ubiquitination; positive regulation of protein catabolic process
Molecular function (GO): protein binding
Source: RefSeq, a predicted model, not a curated record